CCGUCGUCAACCUUUGCAGUCAUGUUCAGCUCCGCGCUCACCUCUUUGCUCCUACUCGCUCCCUUGGCCGCCAUGGCGGACAAGCGCGGCGCAGCCUGGCCGUGGUAUAACGCGAACACGAACUUGGACCCGAACGCUCUGCAGAGCUCCCCUGGCCAGGGCGUGAACUGGCUGUACAACUGGGAGACGUACAGGCCGGCUAACACUCAGAACUUUAACUUUAUCGGUACCCAGCGGUGCAUGGACUGCUCGUCGUCCCCCGUAGCCGACCUUGCAAACCGUGUCUCGAGCGGCGGCUGGAACACCGUUUUCAGUUUGAACGAGCCUGAUCUCGCUGGCAUCUCGCCCACCGAUGCCGCCGCUUGGUACAAGCAGUACAUCAAUCCCUUGCAGGUCCAGAAGGCGCUUCCAGCCAUCUCGUCGUCUACGAACGCAGGCCAGGGCAUCAGCUGGCUUGACAGCUUCAUCAGUGCUUGCAGUGGCUGCUACUAUGACUAUAUUAACCUUCACUGGUACGGCCCCAACUUCGCCUCCUUCCAGUCCUACAUUCAGAACGCACACAACCACUACCCGGGCAAGAAGUUCGUCAUCACCGAGUUCGCCCUCUCUUCCGGAAGCGCCCAGGACCAAGCCAACUUCGUCAACCAGGCGAAGAGCUUCCUGAACGGAGCUGACUAUGUCGCAAUGUACAGCUUCUUCGCUGCGACGUCCACCGCCUUGGAGCAGGCCAACGAUCCCGGCGCAGCUACUAACGCUCCCAACUCCGCACUCUACAACUCUGACGGCAGCCUCAGUGUUGUGGGUCAGGCGUACAAGUCCUGAACAAAGGCAAACUCUCGGUAAUGGGAACAAAUCAACUAAAGGGCUUCAUCCUGCUCAUAUCCGUCAUAUUUAUCUGUAAUACCGCAGCUGAGCAGUCUGUAAUAACAAGGGUGUCAUGGUAACCCAAUGUGAAGUGCACAUUACCUCGUCCUACGCAGAGUUCUCAAAGGCGUGACCGCGCGUAGACCCAGUUCCA
This is a messenger RNA of Gloeophyllum trabeum ATCC 11539, 1018 nucleotides long. RefSeq lists its product as uncharacterized. Gene Ontology annotation, cellular component: fungal-type cell wall. The transcript is spliced from 5 exons. Bases 22 to 822 code for a protein of 266 amino acids. Gene Ontology annotation, biological process: fungal-type cell wall polysaccharide metabolic process. The record is from RefSeq and is a predicted model, not a curated record. NCBI's taxonomy places the organism in Eukaryota, Fungi, Basidiomycota, Agaricomycetes, Gloeophyllales, Gloeophyllaceae.